GACCAUCAUCGUCCUCCCCAGACAACUUGUUUUCUUACACUUUCUGCAUGUGCUGGCGAGUUUUUGAGAAAUUCUCAUGACGUUGCACAAAGGGUAGAGUCAGUGCAAGAGAUAGUGCCUGACACCUGAGAUCAACUGGCACUCUCGCUGCAUCGGACACUAUGCGGACACUGCUGACUUGCCAAGGGACGGGUCCGAGUAACUUGAAGGAGAAAAAAGCGCUGCGGUCAGCAAAGAUGUGGCCUUCCCAUGGACAUCGCACCUCGGUGAUCAGUGUUACCUGGGUUUCAGCUUAGUCCAGCAGUAUUCCACGUAUUCAUGGCGAGACCUCAGAAACCUCCUAAUGCAAGAAAUAGUAUACUCUAAGCCUGUCACUCGAUACUGCACAUCGUGCUCGUCCUCCGUGCCACACACUGCUGCUUGCUGCAUGCCCUCGGCGCAUGGAUGCUUUCAUAUUUUUCUUGGCACCGCUUGCGUUCAAGCUCUCAUGCUUGCUGCACCAUUUGUAUCACUGCUACGAGCACCUUUUCCCCUGGCACUUGUGUUCGUGCCAUACCGCAAACUGGUCCCUUGCUCCCCUUUCCAUUGGUACAUGUUCGACAUAUGUACCUCUUGCAUGCCUCCUCGCGCCCACAAUUCACCCACUAGAAGAGAAGACGAAAUUCAGGUAAAAAUUGCUGUUACUUGUCUGUCUUCAACUGAUUGUAAAACUAUGAAUUUCCCAUCAUUUAUUGGGGCCCUCUACGACAUGCACUCAUACUUCCAGUUGUACUAUGUCAUUGCGUGCAUUCGUGUGCGCUCGUUGUGUUUCGCACACUAUCAACGCCUCGAGUUUACUUCCACAUAGAUGCAAGAGAAUAAGCGGUGAUGAAUCCAUGAAGAAUGCUAAGGUGCGUCGAUAAGGACAAGGCAAGAAAAGAAAAAGGCGUACAUCAAUGGUGUCGGGGGCUUUGGUGC
Molecule: messenger RNA, 957 nt
Organism: Suillus paluster
Lineage: Eukaryota; Fungi; Basidiomycota; Agaricomycetes; Boletales; Suillaceae
Exons: 2
Coding region: 344-847 (167 amino acids)
Source: RefSeq, a predicted model, not a curated record